This is a messenger RNA of Exophiala aquamarina CBS 119918, 585 nucleotides long. RefSeq lists its product as uncharacterized. Lineage: Eukaryota; Fungi; Ascomycota; Eurotiomycetes; Chaetothyriales; Herpotrichiellaceae. The record is from RefSeq and is a predicted model, not a curated record. The coding region runs from base 1 to 585 and encodes 194 amino acids. The transcript is spliced from 2 exons.
AUGUCUUCGGCAAAUGCAUUGACAGUGAUGGAUGCCAUCAAGCACGAUCACGCCGAAUUAAAGGAGUAUUACGAAAACAUACUCGGUGCUAAUGAUGUCGACUCAAAGAUUCGCUGGCAAAAUCAAUUCACCUGGGAAUUGGCUCGUCACUCUAUCGGAGAAGAACUUGUCGUUUAUCCAGCUAUGGAGAAGCACCUGGGCAACACAGGCAAGCAGAUGGCGGAUAGAGAUCGAACAGAGCACAACAAGCGUCGUUGGAAAACACAGGUUAAGCAGCUCCUACACAAAUUCCAAGGGCUAUCUCCCUCCGAUUCUGCCUUCAGACCAACUCUUGAGUCACUGUGGUCUGAGCUGAGCAAGCAUAUCGAUGAAGAGGAAACCCAAGAUCUUCCCGCACUUGAGAAGGCCUUACCAGAGGGCGACUCCCAGGCUCUGUCGAAAAGCUUCGGGCGUACCAAAAUGUUCGUCCCCACGCGUAGUCACCCUGCCGCACCGGACAAACCCCCUUUCGAGACUGUUGCGGGACUCAUGGCAGCGCCAAUCGAUAAACUGAGCGACCUCUUCCGACGCUUCCCGCUAGGUUGA